Molecule: messenger RNA, 1184 nt
Organism: Canariomyces notabilis
Lineage: Eukaryota; Fungi; Ascomycota; Sordariomycetes; Sordariales; Chaetomiaceae
Product: acyl-CoA N-acyltransferase
Exons: 3
Coding region: 364-1038 (224 amino acids)
Molecular function (GO): acyltransferase activity, transferring groups other than amino-acyl groups
Source: RefSeq, a predicted model, not a curated record
UCCGUGCGGAGGCCUGAGAGGCCGCUUCAACGGUGGUUAUUACACGCAUCGAGCAAUGGCUUCAUAUGUCCUAAGCUACAAGUCCUGGCAGAUCCGAGUCUGAGGAUUGAGAAGUGAGAAGUCCGAGGUUGGCUUCAAUUUGCGAAUUUGUCUGCUCCAAAUGAGUCACCGGGGGCGACGAGGACCACGCAACUCAGAACGAUCUUCGAGGCAUACGCAAGUAUUUACGUACCCAAAGCCAGGCCUUUUAAGUUCACAUGCAGUGUAGCUGUUUACAAUAGCCUGGAGAUAGUUUAUUAGCGAUUCGCCCAGCCUUGACAGUUCACACUCUUGGUUCCUCAUCAAUCUCAUCUCACCCACACAAUGCCACUCCGAAUCCGCCCCGCCACCGAAGCCGACAGUUUCCGCAUCGGCUGCAUCGGCCGCGAUGCCUUCCGCGACACCGUCUCCCGGGCACUCUUCCCUCCCGAGUUAUACUCCAAAUCCCCAACCGGCGAUCCCGGAUUGGACGAGGCACUCUGGCGCGCCGCAAGAAAUACUCGAAGACUCAAAGAAGGCAAACUGACCUACGUCGCUAUCGAUGACCCGCAAGACGGCACGACAGCAGAACCAGAAGUAGUAGGAUACUGCCAGUGGGAAUUGCCCUGUUCCGAAGAGCAGUCCAAUGCUGGGGCUCCGGAGGUGGACCGGGAUCCGACGCCUCCGACGCUGGAUCGGGAACGGGCGAGGGCGAUUAUGGAAAUGGGGGAGAGGAAGAUUAAGGAGGCGCUUGGGGAGGAGGGGCAUAGGGAUUUAUGGUAUCUCAUGAUCCUCGGCGUCGACCCAGCGCAUCAGCGCCGGGGCAUCGGCCGAAUGCUGGUGCAGCACGGUCUGAACCUUGCCCGAGAGCAGGGAAAGGCUGCGUUUCUCAUCGCGACGCCUGAGGGGAAAGGAUUGUAUCAGUCGCUCGGGUUUGAGCAGGUCGGGGACGCGUAUGAUGUUUAUGGGACAGUGCAUUGCUCGAUGCUGUGGCGUGAACCACAGGCCGGUUCUGCUUGAUUCAAGGAUCCGGUCUAGUAACUCUAGUUAUAAGGUGCGAUUGCCAUCAAGUUCAAGGCAUUCUCAGAUCUUAUAAUAGAUACUAUGGAUGUAAAGGCAGAAUAUCUAUAGGGAUAAGUAGUCAAAUAAAUGUUCAUAGACCUUUG